UGUGAAUGUCAGCAUAAAGCGCAUACGCAUCAACUAAAAGAAGUGAAAAUUCUGACUACGACGACAGCAGUAGAAUUAGAGCAUAAAUUUAAACCCUUGGAACGUAUUACAAAAACAAUUGGGCCACAGAGCACCAACUGGACAAACAAUUCCAUAAAUAUAUCGCAACAAUAACGCACCGUCUCUAUGCCGUAUAGAUCACACGCAGGCAAAACGUCAAAGACUUGGUAAUCAAUUUGUGGUGCCACGAAAUAGGUGGUGGUGCGUUUGAAUUGAUAGAUUACAAAACUGAAGUGCACAAACGUGUGUUUGUGAGAAAGUGAACAGGCCACACAAAUAACAAAAUGUCCAGCGCCGGUGAAGAGCCACGCGUAGCAGAAAUUGCCGCAUCCAGUAUUCGUUCCGGGUUAGCUGAACUUGAAUUGAAAUCGGCGCAAGUAUUGCGAGGUCUGGAAAAUAUUAAAACCGCACCAAUUAAUGAAACACCCGUUGCGUUGCCGGAAAGUGCCGCAGACACUGUUGACGCUGGUGGAAAUGCCAACACACAAAAUGAAGCGAACUCGCCGCCCGAUAUUCCAACUACGCCAAAACAUACAACACUGUUGUAUGGCGACUGUAAGCCACCGGGCGAAAUAUUAAAAUCGCUCGAAACCCUAAUCACUUAUUCUGAGUCCGAUGAUGAUCCGGAAUUUCCCCUACCUGGCCUGGAUGAUGUGGCACAAUUAGCGUUAAUAUCGCAUAGUAUUGUUGCCUACCUUACGCAUCUAGAUCGCCAGCACUUAGUGCGCGUAUCCAGCAGCAUUGCCGGAGACACCACACGCUGGCUGGGUACACUCUUUCGUUUCCUCGAUCCGGGCAGUAGUUUUCACACAGACAACGCCGAUGCUAUACUGCGAGCAGUGCGUUUGGCGAUAGUGGCACGUUGUCCUGGCUACCUCGAAGGUGGCAUACCAGCAUUAGCGCAUCCAUGCUUCUACAUUUCGGAAAAUACAACACCGCUGCGACUGCAAUAUGCUUGCCGUCAGCUGGGCAUACCCUUGGAUGCGAUACGUCUGAUACCGGCCAACAGUACUUUCGGCACAAUGGAUCUAUCGCUGCUGCUCAAACAGGUGCAAGCAGAUUUGAGUGCCAAUCGUACACCCUUACUAGUGGUGGCUGAUGUGGGUGCGUCAUUGUGUGGUUACGUUGACAAUUUGCAGCGCAUGAGUGACAUCUGCCGGACGCACAACAUUUGGCUGCAUGCCACUGGGCAUGGAUUGGCAGCGCUGGCGUGCGCGCAGGGGCCAAAUACGAUCAGCGGCAUUGUUGACUCAAUUGUUUUGAAUUUGGGCAGUUGGUUGGGCGUACCAAGCCUACCCAUAGUGCUACUUCAUCGUCAAUUGCAAAAUUCUGCACUAACCGCCUUCGAAUCGGAUCCGAUACUAUCGCGUCGCCUACAUUCGCUAUCGCUAUGGACCAGCCUGCAAGCUUUAGGACGCGAUGCAAUUGCCGAACGUAUUCAUGUUGCAUUCCAAACGUGUAGUAUUCUCUUUGAGAUCACAUCCAAGUGUGAAGGUGUGCGUGUAGUGAGUCGCGCACCUGGCGGCCAAUCAGGCACCACGCUGAACGAUGUCAUAAAUAAGCCUUUAGACGCUAAUUUGCUUUUCGAGACUGUUGCAUCUGUGGUGGUAUUUCAAUUCGAUGGCAGCGCCACUGUACCAACAACAGUCGGUAAAACCGAUAACGAGCAUUUGAACGCGUUGGAGAAUAGCGGUAAGGUGUUCGAGAAGCUCGGUAAUGCCUCGUACUUUGAUCGCUUGAAUUCUUGGUUGGGACAAAUUCUGCAACGCGAUUGCCCUAAUUUUGAUUUCGAAAUCAUUGAGCAUCCCACACAAGGUACUUGCGUCCGCUACUGCCCACUGGAGUUGGGUUUGGGCGAGCAGCCGCCCACAUCGGAGAAUUUAGAGAGUUUCGCUCAUUUUCUCGAUGGCAAUGUGGAUAUUUUACGCUCUACGAUUAAACACAAAGCCACAUUUAUACGGUUGGUGGAGAAGAGCGAUGUGCUGCGUAUGGUGAAUCUGCCCGAAUGGGCGGGUAUGGGUGGUGUGCGUUUUGUGCCCGAAGGUUGGGAGUCAUUACUCACCGAUCAAGCCAAAACAGAGUUAAAUAAGCUAAAUGCCGAUCUCGUUGAAGCAUUAAAGUCAACCGAUAAUGCGUUCUCGCUGGGCGAGGGCAUAGAUGGACUAAUCUGCGUGCGCUUCGGCAUGGUUACGCGUGAAACAGAUGUCGAAGAGCUGUUGGAUUUAGUUGUUUCGGUGGGCAAGAGUGUGCAAGAGAAUUCAAGGGUGUUGGAUACCAUGUCGGAAAUCGUGAAAAAGGGCAUCGAGGCUGCCACCGCCGAUUUGCAGCGCGAAACCGAGGAGAAGAUGUGGCAAGACGGCAUACUGCGACAUGUGCCCGUUGUGGGGCGUGUCUUCAAUUGGUGGUCACCGCCCGCUAAAGAGGCUGGUGGUAUCAAAGGACGCAGUCUCAAUCUAACGCAAGGCGUUGUCGAGAGCACCGAAAACAUUUACAGAUAUCACAUGCAAAUGUCGGGCUCGCCACAUCAAACAGGACGCUCACCACCCACACCCAUGGUGCAAACUCCCGUCAUCUCCGCUGCCAAUGCAGCGCCGCCAGUCUUUCCCGAUCCAGCAUCACAAAUGCAAACAGCACCAUUACAACAACAACAACAGCAGCAGCAGCAGCUGCAAACGCAACAGUCAACUACGAAUAGUAUCGCUGAGGCCAGUGAUGGUCAUGCGCGCAAUAUAAGCCAAAGUAGUGAACAUUCUUCGGUGCCUGAAUUGGUGCCCGUCAAUAACGCGAAUGCGAUUGUAAUUAAUAAUGGCAAAUAAAUCAGUAGUACUAGGAACUUUUCGAAUUACAAAAAAAUUUUAUGUAAUGCAAUAAAAACAAAAAUUAUUGUCAGCUAGCAAAGCCAACAAUGCAUUGCAAAAACGAUGUUGGAGCUUGGAUAUGCGUCAGACGUACUUCAAGGUCAAAAGUGUUUAUAAAUGUCACAAGCUUCUCUUAGAUAUGUAAAAAAAAAAGAAAAAAAGAAGGCAUAGUGCAUAAUAGAAAGCAUUUUUGUAUUUUUGGCAAAGUUAUGCAGUAGUAAAAAAUGCAAUAAAAAAGGCAUGAAGAGCAACGAACUUCCGAAAGUAGUGCACGAAAAAACUAAUAGAAAAAUGCAAUGCAAUUCGUGCUCAUAAUGUCGAAUGUCAAUUGACGCGUUAGAAAAUUAUUAAGAAAAAUAGAUCGCGUACUUUUCAUAAUGUAUUAUCUACCCCUAUUGAUAUGUAUGUAUAUAUACGUGCAUACAUACAUAUGUAUACUUUAUUAUUUACAUAUAUCUGCAUCAUAUUUUAUCCCCUUUAUUAAUUUACGCGUACCAUAUUUUAAUUUCAAUACGCACCUUAUAGAAUAAAGGGCAUUCAUUGUAUCUAUGCCAAGAAGCGAAUUUUAGAAACUUUUCAAAUCGUUUAAAAUAUUGAACAGGAGCAAUUUUCUUCUCACAGAUACGAGUAUGUCAGGGUAGCCAAUUAAGUAACGUACAAAACUAUGUCGGUUGAAAUUUUAUGUAACGAGCUGGUAUUCUUUUUUGUCAACAAUUUCUACGUAAAAUCAUUCCCUUUACUUUUAGUGAAAAUACGAAAAUAUGUCUAAAGCGGUUUCUUAUUAAAAAUGAAAAACAAAUUGUGAGAGAAGAUAAUAAGCGUUUUUUAUAAAGCAGUUUUAGCUAAGCUAUGCAAAUUUUAACGAUAAUUGUGUAUGUGAUUUCAUUAAUUCCUUUCCCAUUAGUUUAAAUCAAUGGCCUUUAUUUCAUUGUGGUUUAUUCUGCUAAUAUUAUUUUGCCUCCUUUCGUAUUUUAAUUACCUAAUUUUUCUUUUGAAGUGUAUGUACUGCUUUAUUCUACAUAUUCUUCCAUAUUCUACAAGAAGAAAUUUCAACUAUCGUACUUUAUUAUAGUAAAUCAUUAUUAUUAUAUAU
Anastrepha ludens (Mexican fruit fly) is the source of this 4011-nucleotide messenger RNA. Its product is annotated as pyridoxal-dependent decarboxylase domain-containing protein 1. NCBI's taxonomy places the organism in Eukaryota, Metazoa, Arthropoda, Insecta, Diptera, Tephritidae. The coding region runs from base 345 to 2876 and encodes 843 amino acids. Gene Ontology annotation, biological process: carboxylic acid metabolic process. The record is from RefSeq and is a predicted model, not a curated record. Gene Ontology annotation, molecular function: pyridoxal phosphate binding; carbon-carbon lyase activity. Gene Ontology annotation, cellular component: intracellular membrane-bounded organelle. The transcript has 9 exons.